AUGGCUUUGUCACAAAUAGAACGGCUGGUUAACUGGCUUAGGGAAGUUGCUGUUCGGAGAAGUUUAGUGGAACAUGCAACUAAGAAAGAAUUCUUGCAAAUGAUGGGUACAACAAAACUACAUGGCUGUUAUAGACUUUAUGCUGGAAAAACUUACGGUCGUCUAUUUUGGCUACUUGUAGCCAUUUCAACAGGUGUAGUUUUUGUUAUCAUUUUGGCAGAAUUAACGAAGCAAUAUAAGGCGGAGAAUGUCAGGACACAGGUGGAAAUAGUAUAUGAUUAUGCGGAUGGUCCAUCAUUAACGAUAUGCAGUCAUAAUCCUGUACGACGUAAUUACAUUAAAGAGCUGAAGAGAACUACAACUUUUUCCGAUGAACUGUUAAUGUAUCUAUUACACAUCUUUUUGCGCCCAGAAGACUUUGUUGAAAUGGAUGUUGUGGAUGGUCUUCUUGAUGGAGAAAGAUUGCUGCAAGAUUAUAUGUUUACAAAUAAGAAUUUUACAGUGGACUCCUUCGUUAAGGAAGCCAGUUUCAAAUGUGAAGAAGCUUUUGUGCAGUGUGCUUUCGAAGGUAGUCGAAUAAAACAACCGUUUCUGAACAACUUCGAACCUGGUUUUCGUAUUUAUGUUCAUGAUAAGGAUACUAUUUCAUACGUUAGUUCUGAGGUUCUUGUCGUCUCACCAAACAAUAAGCUCUCUGCAGGACUGAAGCCUAUUAAGUACCAAUUUCUGGAGCGUUCUAAAGGCGGCACUUGUUAUAAUACUUGGCCGUUAUCUUUGCGGCACAAUUCUACAUAUUCUUCGUCAGCUUGUAAAAUGGCGUGCAUAGCAAGAUAUUUCAUUGUGAAUUGUGGUUGUAUUCCUCUCCAAUAUAAUAUUUUGAUGGAAGGUAGGCUUUGCUCUCCAAAAGAGAUCUUCGAUUGUAUUAACGACUUUACAGAAAUUGCGAGUAUUGUUCAUAAUGUUACUUACUCUUCUUUAUGUCAAGAUUGUGCACCGGAAUGUGAACUUUUCAUUUAUUUUACACAGAAUUCUAUUAUCCACAACAUUCUUACCUCAUUGGGUAAAUAUAUGGAAGGCCUGAAGCAGCAGUACAAGCUUAGCUAUGUCAGGAAUAAUCUGGCAACCGUACAUGUGUUUUUUGCUUCAAAAAAGUAUAAGAUAUAUUCGCAGUCAACACUUUCCGAUUUAUCAAGUUAUUUAAGUAAAAUCGGUAGCGAUAUGGGUCUGUUUUAUGGUGCAAGUGUUAUUUCACUGUUUGAACUGAUUUUAGUGCUGUUCAAAACAAUUUGGGCAUUUCUUUCUCCAUCACGUGCUAUUUAUCUGAAAGAGAAAGCCAAACGAGAGAUGGAAAGAAAAUUGUGCAUUGAGGAAAUCAUAAAUGUAUAUUCUAUACCAAACCAAAUGGUUGGACAUGUCCCACAAAGAGUUGAAAUACCUACUAUUGAAUCAGUUGAAGUUGAAGAUGUUCAUAUUUCACUUGUAAAAGAGAGCUUGAUUGGAAAUGUGCAGUUGUGGCUGAAAAGAAAGUUGCAUUCGUUCACACUUUCGCUUCAACAUCCACAACGAAAACUGGAUCAAGUGAUGUCACUAACAUUAACACCAGAGCAAGCUAGUGCAAUUUUGGAAGUGGAAACAUUUGUUGAUUCAAUAUAUGUCCCUCUAAGAAGGGACAAAGUGAGAAAUUGA
Molecule: messenger RNA, 1686 nt
Organism: Brugia pahangi
Lineage: Eukaryota; Metazoa; Nematoda; Chromadorea; Rhabditida; Onchocercidae
Source: the annotation of a GenBank genome assembly